Jaminaea rosea is the source of this 1000-nucleotide messenger RNA. RefSeq names its product hydrolase. Bases 35 to 889 code for a protein of 284 amino acids. The transcript has a single exon. The record is from RefSeq and is a predicted model, not a curated record. Gene Ontology annotation, molecular function: catalytic activity. Lineage: Eukaryota; Fungi; Basidiomycota; Exobasidiomycetes; Microstromatales.
UUCUGUCUCUCGUCACCGCCUCGCACUCUCACCCAUGAUGGCUCCUCCUACGCAGCACUUGACAUUCGAUGGACGACAGAUCGCAUUUGAUGACGAUGGUCAGCAGAAGCAGGGAGGACCCGUACUGCUCGCUAUGCCCGGUAUGGGCGAUUUGCGCUCACAAUACCGACACCUGCGGCCCGCUCUCAACGCCGCCGGUGUGCGUGUCAUAACCCUGGACGUCCGUGGCUUCGGCGAGACGUCGUCGAAGUGGGAUGACUACUCUGCCAAGGUCGUCGGGGAAGACGCUCUCACCGUUCUGCGCCACUUGGGCAUUUCAUCGGCAUACAUAGCCGGCAAUUCUUUCGCUGCGGGCUCUGCUCUCUGGGCUCACCAUCUCAGCAAGAAGGCUUCCGGCAACUCAUCUCCUACUAUUGAAGGCGCUAUUCUCCUUGGGCCCAUCGUCCGCGACCUUCCCGUAUCCUUCGGGAUGAAGGCACUCAUGGCUAUCCUCUUCGGUGGACCCUGGCGCCGAGCGUCGUGGAUGUUCUACUGGGAUAGCCUCUUCCCUACGCGCAAGCCUGAAGAUCAUGCAGCUAUCCGUGCACAGGUCGGCGACAACCUCAAGGACCCGACGCGUAUGGCCGUGCUGAUGAAAAUGCUCAGCCUCAGCAAGAAGGACACUGAGGAAAUGCUACGAAAUGAUGAUGAGCACUGCCCCGCACUGGUAGUCAUGGGAACGAAGGAUCCAGACUUCAAUGACCCUCGCGAGGAGGUCAAAUGGAUCGAGAGUACGCUCAGCGGCAAGUGCAAGUGCACGUCUCUUAUCGUUGAGGGUGCCGGCCACUACCCUCAUACCGAGAUGCCCGAUCAGGUGGCGCCAGCGGUGGUUCAGUUCUUGAAGCGAUGAGGGCACGCGAGAACGUACAGAUUCUCUACCCGUGACCAUGUAAGAUAUCCUCAUUUGCCGUGUUAGUAUACGAGAUUGGAGUAAGCGAUUGGAUUCCAAGAUUGGUAGCGG